This is a messenger RNA of Menidia menidia (Atlantic silverside), 1776 nucleotides long. Lineage: Eukaryota; Metazoa; Chordata; Actinopteri; Atheriniformes; Atherinopsidae. The record is from the annotation of a GenBank genome assembly.
AUGUAUUUAGCCAGAGCGGAGCUGUGGAGGACAUACUGGGUGUGUGCCUCCAGACCGUACGCGGUGCUCAUCUGCUCCCUCACAGCCGCUCUGUGCUAUCUGUGGGGCCGCAAAUGUCAGCCCCCAGCCCUGAUAUGUAGCCAGGCUUUCAGCGAGUUCCUCUGCAAACACUGUCCUGUGGUGGCGGAGCGCUUCAGUCCCACGCCGUGGUGCUGGGGAGGCCGGCUUCAAACCCUUGUCUGUGCCGUUCUAAAAUCCAAACCGCACGUCACGUAUCGCAAUGAGUUGAUCCGUACGGUCGAUGGAGGCCAGAUCUCUCUGGACUGGGCGGACAAUCAGGCCAGUGGCGCCUACCCCGAAUCCUCCACCCGUCCCACAGUACUGAUCCUCCCAGGCCUUACUGGCAACAGCCAGCAGUCCUAUGUGCUUCACGCUGUUAGCCAGGCCACUCGCCAUGGUUACAGAUGUGUGGUCUUCAACAACAGAGGCUUUGGAGGGGAAGAAUUGUUGACCCCGAUCACGUACUGCGCUGCCAACACCUCAGACCUUGAGCGUGUGGUGCAACAUGUCAAAGGCCUCUACCCUCACGCCCCUGUGCUCGGUGCCGGUGUGUCCUUAGGAGGCAUGAUACUGCUAAACUACCUGGCCCGCAAGCGCACGGAGUCCGGGCUGGUUGCAGGCAUCACCAUCUCCGUGGCCUGGGACGCACUGAAGUCCGCCAGCUCAAUGGAGGAACCUCUCAACUGGCUGCUGUUCAACAAAUACUUGACACUCGGCCUUUGCCGUGCCGUCAGCAGGCACAGGAAGGUGCUGGAGAAAGUGGUGGACGUGGACCACGUUGUGAAGGCACAAACCAUCCGCGAGUUUGACGAGCGCUUCACGUCGCUGCUGUUUGGUUAUGAGUCCUGCAGGGAUUAUUACCUCGACGCCAGCCCAGACAAAAAGCUCCCCGACACCGCAGUACCUAUAUUGUGUCUCAACGCGGCUGAUGACCCCUUCUCUCCCCAGGAUGCCUUCCCAGUGUCCAUAGUCCAGGCCCUGCCAAACGUGGCUCUGCUGCUGACCGCUCACGGUGGACACAUCGCCUUCCUGCAGGGUCUGUUUCCGCGAGGUGAGAGCUACAUGGAGCGCCUGUUUGGCCAGUUCGUCCAAGCUGUGUUUGAACACCAGCGGGACAUCAAGAAAGCCUGCAGUAUCAGAGAGGACUAGAAGAUUAAACAGCUGGAUUACUGCAAAGGAACACAUGAUUUGUCUGAAAGUGGGCCACCAAUUCUGAGUUAAAAAAAAAGCCCCUAGAUCCAGCUCCAUAUUAAUGCUAAAGGAUAAUCAGUUUUAAAGUGGACUAUGUUCCAUCUCUGCUGAAAGGAUUCAAAAUCCAAUCAUAUUUUGAAGGAAAAACAAACCCAAAAUGUAAAGUCAUAACGUCCAUGGCAUAUGUAAUGAAGCCACUGGUGUGCUAGAAAAGCAUUUCCCAGUACUGCAUGUCAUUCCCUGCUCCACCCAUGCUCUUUGUUGGAUGAAAGAAUAGCAUCUGUAUUGUGCAAUUAUUUGACCUCAUUUGCAGCUCUUUUAAUCUACCUCCUCGCCCUCUCAGGUGAUAUCACAAUAAUCACUUAUAGUAUUAUCAAAGUACAGAAAAAUUAACCAGCUCAUGAUCAAACAUUUUUCAGGUAUUUCAGAAACUUUGAGCAUGUAACAGAACUUCUGCCAAAUGUGAACGCGCACUGUGUAUUUUACUUAUAUAUAUAUAUAUGUAUAUAUAUAUAUUUAGUAGUU